AUGAAUCUUAAUCUAGCAGAAAACGCCGAUGCCCCUACAGCGAUCACACUCACCAUUACGGAUACUGGCUCAGGCUUGGGUAUGAGUAUUGUGCGCCAAAUAAUCGACACGAACGGUGGCAAGGUUGAAGUCAGCAGUGACCGCAACGUGGGCACCAAGCUCAUUGUCAAACUUGCUCUCGCCAGACCGGAGGUAUCUGGUACGAUGACAGCGGAGCGAUCGCAGUUUCUGUCUUAUCUGCCGAGGCUCGAAGGCCGGAGAAUAUGCAUCCUUCGCAAGACAAUGGAGAGACCAGCUGAAGACAACAGUCUGUCAAAGACAGACGAAGGCCUAUUACGCUUCACUAACGCACUGGUAUAUACCUUGGAGACACAUCUUAAGAUGGAAGUCGUGAAAACGAAUGAGUGGGAAGGUCAUGACGCCGACAUGGUCAUCUGUCCGGAGUUGUCCUUUGACUACCUCGCUACGAUCCGCAAACGAAGGCCCAACGGUCAGCGCGCCCCAGUGACCAUCUUUGUCGGUAUGGAUGCACUUGAGGCAGCGACCCUGCGUUCUGACGUCCGCGUCACCAAUCGGGAGUCGGUCGUAGAGAUUAUCACCCAGCCGUGCGGACCUUAUAAACUCGCUUGGGUUCUCAACCGAUGUUUGGAUCGUUACGAACACCCAGCUGAGAACUUGCAACCCACUGGUGUGUCUAGCCCACCGCCACAGCCCAUGUGGCAAAGUCCGCCACAACAGUCGCGUCCUUCAACACCAAUGAGGUCGAUGCAGAGUGCCAUUGAGUCUCUCGAUUCAGAUUCACCUAGACCGGUCGCUCCUUCUACAGCUGGAUCCACAGUUGCGCAGGCUUCGGUCACUUCGCCUACCUCGCCUCAAGAAGACGACCCUGUGAGAUCCCACACACUGAUCGUCGACGACAACCCGUUGAAUCGACGACUCCUAGUCGCGUUCAUGAAGAAGAAUGGUCUCCAAUUCGACCAGGCAUCAAAUGGACAGGAAGCUGUGGACAAGUAUCGGGAAGGACCGCGCAAGUACGACGUUAUAUUAAUGGAUAUGUCCAUGCCGGUCAUGGACGGUAUGAGCGCUACGCGAGCCAUCCGCGAAUACGAGCGAAACAACAAAUUGCCAAGGUGUUCUAUUGUCGCACUUACUGGGUUAGCAUCGUCGAGCGCUAAGCUGGAAGCGUGGAGUUCAGGGAUCGAUCACUUUAUGACCAAGCCUGUCAACUUCAAGGCGUUGGGAGACCUUCUCAAGAGCGAUGAGGUGCGGAGGCAUGCGAGACCAAGCGAAAGGGGUAAUACUGGGGCAGCAGCUGAUAUGCCUUCUGAGGGGUGUAAGACGUGA
Molecule: messenger RNA, 1344 nt
Organism: Alternaria triticimaculans
Lineage: Eukaryota; Fungi; Ascomycota; Dothideomycetes; Pleosporales; Pleosporaceae
Exons: 3
Coding region: 1-1344 (447 amino acids)
Biological process (GO): phosphorelay signal transduction system
Source: RefSeq, a predicted model, not a curated record